Molecule: messenger RNA, 2815 nt
Organism: Aphis gossypii (cotton aphid)
Lineage: Eukaryota; Metazoa; Arthropoda; Insecta; Hemiptera; Aphididae
Product: solute carrier family 35 member G1
Exons: 2
Coding region: 423-1442 (339 amino acids)
Cellular component (GO): membrane
Source: RefSeq, a predicted model, not a curated record
CAUAUUAAAUAAAAUUUUUAUAAAUUAAAAUUAAUAUUCGAUUAAAUUUCCAAGUCAUGUUUCUUUAAAGAAUCCCUUGACAUUUGUUGUAUAUUUGUUUUUAAAUGUGUAAAUGUAAUGUGUGCAAGAAAAAAAAUCAUCUGUUAUAAAAUUAACUAGUAAUUAGGCAUUUUAUAUUAAUUUGUCCUUCAAAAUUAUUUAGUCAAAUCAUAGGACUACAGGACAAUGGUAUAACUACCGCAGGGCCAACAGAAGCAGUUACUUCAAAGUGUAAACAUUUUUUUGUGGGUUCAUUUUAAUCAACAAAAGAUAUAAGUUAAAUGAAUCAGAUCAAGAAUAAAGUACUAAAUUCAAACACACUUGCACACUGCUUUCGAACUUGUAAAUAGUUCUUUAAAGUAAGUAUUAUUUAAACCAUGUAAAUGGCUGAACGACUAGAACUCCGAAAUCUAGUAAUCGAGUCGGAUACACCAUCGACAACUUCGCCAAUAACGCCAAAUGUCACGUCUUCCCCUAAAACGCAAAUAAAAGUUCUCGGUUUAUUGUUGGCUGCCAUAUCAUCUUUAUUUUUCUCUCUGAGUUCGUUAAUAGUCAAAUGGCUCAAAGACAUCGACCCAUUUGAAUUGGCCGCUAUUCGUUUUGUCGGAAUACUACUUCCUUCACUACCCAUAUUGAUCUACACCAAACAGAAUCCAUUUCCCAAAGGACAACGGUUUAUGUUACUACUUCGUGGGAUUGCUGGGGCCACUGCUAUGUCUUUAAUUUUCUACGCCAUCAGACACAUGCCCUUAGCUGAUGCUUCGGUUAUUGUGUUCAGUGUGCCUGUUAUCGUUGCAAUAUUUGCAAGAAUAUUUCUCAAGGAACCAUGUGGACUGUUUCACUACAUAACGUUAUUCAUAACAAUGAUUGGAGUCUUAUUGAUCACAAGACCUCCUUUCUUGUUUGGGCAUUCGACCAAACAAUACAAUUUUUUAGGUCCGUUAGCUGCUUUGAUGUCGACAUUUUUCGCAGCGAUUGUUUAUAUAUUACUAAGAGCUUUGAAGAACUUACAUUUCAGUGUUAUAAUGGUGACAUUUUCUGCUUAUGCCAUCAUUCAAACGUCUAUCAUGGCUUGGGCUACAGGAAACCUAUGUUGGCCAAAAUGCGGUACUGAGACAAUUUUAGUAAUUGCUCUGGGUGUGUUCAGUUUCUCUGGACAAAUAUUAUUAACUAUUGCAACCCAACUUGAGGAAGCUGGAUUGGUAGCGAUUGCAAGGACUGUUGAUGUGGUGUUUGCUUUCUUGUGGCAGAUUAUAUUUUUCAACGAGGUACCUAAUAUUUUCAGUAUUAUAGGUGCAGUGUUGGUGACUUCAUCAGUUGUAAUGAUUGGCCUUAGAAAGUGGAUGAUGUCUAUGCCAUCUACAUCUAGCAUCAGAAAAAAAUUCGGAUUUCUAUUUUUAUGACAACCACAUUUUUUUUAUUUAUUGUUAAACUAUUGAUUUGCCUAGCACCAGUUUUAUAAUAAAUUUAAAUAAUUAAAUCACUCUAUGUUUAUCAAAUAUAUACGGUGAAACUUCUAUUUAUCAAAGUCUCAUGGGGAACAAAAAUAAUUGUAUUAUAGAGAAAUUUGUUAAAUAGAAUUAAUGCACAAUUAAUAAUGAAGGUCAUGGUUUUCAAAAAUAAUUUGUUAAAUGAAAGUUUAUUAUAAGGUAGUUUCACUGUACUAUGGAGUGUUAAAAUUUGGUGAAAAUCAAAUAAAUAUAAUUUAAUCAGCUCAAUUUUAGUUUAUAUGCUUAUUAGUAAUAAGUUAUUACUUUUUAGCUGUAAAUUUUAACAUAAACCAUAUUAAGACUUGAAUUUUAGGAACAACAGUUUGUGAUUGUUAAUUAUAUCAUAAGUUUUUAUUUUAAUAGUAGAUUAAAAUUUAACAAAUUAAAAGUUAUGUUUUUUUUUCAAUCACGAAAAAGUAUAAAAUAUUUCAUAUUUUAAAUUACAUUUUUUGUACUAUUUCGUUAAAUAUAAAAUCAUUUUUAUAAAAGUAUGUCAAAUAAUUUUUUGUAAUAAUUGAAGUAUACUUCUAGAAAUAACAAACCUUAAAUUAUUGUUAACUAACAAAUUAUUUAUUAAAAAAAAUUGUAUUUGUAUUAUUAUUAAGAUUGAUGAUCUACGUUAUAGUCUUUUUGUUGAAUGAUUUUCUGUAGACUGAUAUUUCUAUGUAAAAAAUCUCUAGUCAACAUGUUAUCAACUGAGUUAUUUUUACACAUUAAGUACUUGUAAAACAUAAUUUUAGGAUUAAGUUAAAAAAAUUUUUAAUUUUCAUAAUGAUUUUAUGGUUAAAAUACAUAUUUAAUUACAAAUUAAAUUUUACAGUUGUUAAUAAUAUUAUUAAACUAUUUAUUUUGUACUUACACUUCUUAAUAAUUUAUAUAAAUUAAAAAAUUGUUCCAAACACUUACUACUUACAAAUUAAUAUUUAUUGUAACAAAACUAAUAAAUUAUACAAGAUACUUAAUAUGAUUUCAAUGUUAAUAGUAUAAGUGAAAUUUCAUCAUUAUAAUAAUGUUAAUUUUAACUAGCUUGAAUUAUUUGUUUUGUUUGUUUGUUAAUUGUUAUUUAAAAAGUUUGUAUUAACACUAUUAACUAGCACCUAUGGAAAAAUGCAAGAGUAUAAUGUUAUUUUACGUUCUGAACCGAACAAUUAAUGUUCAUAUUGAUUUUACAAUGACGUAUGUUUAUUAUAAUUUUUUUUUUUGUCAAAUGUAAAUACAACGAAUACUGAAUAGUUAAAAAAAAAUUCUUUAAUCUUUAACUUUUAGAAUGAUUUCUGGUAGAAAUU